This is a messenger RNA of Lotus japonicus, 2878 nucleotides long. RefSeq lists its product as uncharacterized. The record is from RefSeq and is a predicted model, not a curated record. NCBI's taxonomy places the organism in Eukaryota, Viridiplantae, Streptophyta, Magnoliopsida, Fabales, Fabaceae. Gene Ontology annotation, molecular function: ribosome binding; calcium ion binding. Bases 190 to 2427 code for a protein of 745 amino acids. Gene Ontology annotation, biological process: intracellular monoatomic cation homeostasis. Gene Ontology annotation, cellular component: mitochondrial inner membrane. The transcript is spliced from 14 exons.
UUCCAUUCACCACACCCUAACAACCUCUCUUCUCUUCUCUCCACUCUUCUCCUUCUUCUUCUUCAACUCUCGCUCUGCAACCUCUCCUCAACAAUCAUCUCAUUUCCAAACUCAAUUCUCUGCAAUUUUCUUCUUCUCUCAAUUUUCUCGUCAUCGCUUCAUCUCAGAUGCACGUUUAUUAGCUUUCCAAUGGCGUCCAGAGCAAUUUUACGGAAGAGGAAUAAUAAUCUCAUUCAUCAAUACUUGAACCGUUCCACUUCUUCGAUUCUCACCUAUCACUCUCAUCCACAACAUGCUAUCGGUAUCGGUACACUAUCUCAUCCUCCUCCGUCGUCUAACCACGAAAACGGUUGCGACGGAACAUCAGUCAGCAAACCGGAGCGGUUCAAGAUUUAUGGCUUAGGGCAACAAUCGCAACAUUUUCACCGAUUCAGUGUUCGCGUUGGUUUUACGGUUUAUAAUGCGCCGAUCGGUGUGAGGUGGAUGUCGCAGAUGUCUGCGGCGGCGGUGAAACAACCGGAGCAGGAGGGGGACGAGGAUGAGGUGGCUGCUGCGGCGAGGAAGAAGCGGAAAGAGGCGUCUCCUGAGGAGUGCGAUCAAGCGGUUGAAGGCUUGACCUCUGCGAAAGCCAAAGCUAAGGCGAAGAAGGCGCUGGAAGCUCCUAAACAAGUGCAGAGUGUUUUGAAGCGAGUGUGGGCUGGGUUCUUAGGGAUUGGUCCUGCGUUGAGAGCUGUGGCGUCAAUGAGCAGGGAGGACUGGGCCAAAAAACUCAUUCACUGGAAAGGGGAAAUCAUAUCGACAUUGCAGCAUUAUUGGUUGGGUUUUAAGCUGCUGUGGGCUGAUGUGAGAAUCAGUUCCAGGUUAUUGUUGAAGCUUGCUGGCGGGAAGAGUCUCUCUAGAAGGGAGAGACAACAACUGACGCGGACAACUGCCGAUAUCUUCAGGCUAGUUCCUUUUGCGGUUUUCAUUAUCGUUCCCUUUAUGGAAUUCCUCCUACCAGUGUUUCUGAAGUUAUUCCCCAACAUGUUGCCUUCACAAUUUCAAGACAAGAUGAAAGAACAGGAAGCACUGAAAAGGAGACUCAAGGCAAGAAUCGAGUAUGCAAGGUUUCUCCAGGAUACUGUCAAAGAAAUGGCAAAAGAAGUUCAAAACACCCGUAGUGGAGAACUAAAGAAAACAGCUGAAGAUCUUGAUGAUUUUUUAACCUUGAUUAGAAGAGGUUCACGAGUCUCUAAUGAAGAAAUUUUGGGGUUUGCCAAGUUGUUUAAUGAUGAACUUACUCUAGAUAAUAUAAGCAGGCCACGGUUAGUCAAUAUGUGCAAGUACAUGGGAAUCAGCCCUUUUGGCACUAAUGCAUACCUACGAUUUAUGCUACGAUAUCAGUUACAGAGGAUCAAGGAAGAUGAUAUAUUGAUUCAAGCAGAAGGUGUGGAUUCUCUCUCAGAAGCUGAACUUCGGGAAGAUUGUAGAGAGCGAGGCAUGCUUGGGUUGCUUUCUGUUGAAGAAAUGCGCCAACAGCUUCGAGAUUGGUUGGACUUAUCUCUAAAUCACUCUGUGCCAUCAUCUCUUAUGAUACUUUCAAGGUCAUUUACGGUGUCUGGGAGAUUGAAACCCGAAGAAGCUGUUCAGGCUACAAUUUCUUCUCUCCCCGAUGAGGUUGUAGAUACUAUACAGGUUACGUCCUUACCCUCUGAGGAUUCUGUUUCAGAGAGGAGAAGGAAAUUGGAGUUCCUUGAAAUGGAAGAAGAGCGUAUUAAGGAGGAGGAGGAGAGAGAGGGGGUGGAGCAAGCAAGAAUGGAGAAUAACUCUAGUCAAGAUGACAAGGCCCUUAAUGAGAUGAAUAUUUCAACAGCAAAAGAAGCACAACAACUUGCUAGAGCCAGAGCAGUAGAAAACAAAGAGCAGCUUUGUGAACUUAGUCGUGCAUUAGCUGUUUUAUCUUCUGCAUCAUCUGUAAGUACAGAGCGUGAAGAUUUUCUGAGACUGGUUAAUAAAGAGAUUGAGCUCUAUAACAGCAUGGUAGAGAAAGAGGGUUCAGAUGGUGAAAAAGAUGCCUUUAGGGCAUAUAAAGCUGCCCGAGAGGAACAUGGGCAUGCUACUGAGUCGGGUGAUGGAGAUAAGGUGUCAUCAGCACUCAUAGAGAGAGUUGAUUCUAUGCUCCAAAAUCUUGAGAAGGAAAUAGAUGAUGUGGAUGCCAAAAUCGGUGACCGUUGGAGGCUGCUGGAUAGAGAUUAUGAUGGCAAAGUAACUCCUGAGGAGGUAGCAGCUGCUGCAAUGUACUUAAAGGAUACGUUGGGCAAGGAGGGUAUACAAGAGCUCAUCAGUAGUCUUUCCAAAGAUAGAGAUGGGAAAAUAUUCGUCGAGGACAUUGUUAAAUUAGGUAGUUGGAGGGAAGAUGGAAAUGCAGCUGAAGGUGAGAGACAAUGAGGGUAUGAUCCCUCAUUUGAGUUCCAGAUACAUCUUUUUUAUUUUUCCAUAUGCUACAAAAAGUGGCGCACAAAUAUAUUGUAGGUCUUCCGAGUUCGAAUACCUUAGUCAUUGAUUUUGUAUUCAUGUAUUGAUAUUAAUAAGUAGACAAGUGUAGCAGUCAGAUAAAAACAAAGUGUGUGCAAGCCCUGUAAAUUUAUGGCAGCUGAUCACACAAAUGUACUUACAUAUACUCAUGAUGCAACACUAGGUAGGACCUUGCUGGCAAUUUGGCCGCAUCUACUUACUAAAAUUGGAAGUUAAUCCGUGAAGUAUUACUGAAACACAAUUCCUCAACAAUUGUCCUUAGAAUUGUGAACAUUUUUUUGUCAUACAUGAUAUUCUUGAACACUCGGGUCAAUGUGCUCAAGGGUAGAUGAUUAUAAUAUUUGAGCUUACCUUUAUAGCAUAA